Messenger RNA from Thalassophryne amazonica, 1214 nucleotides. RefSeq names its product galaxin. The coding region runs from base 219 to 1214 and encodes 331 amino acids. The transcript is spliced from 8 exons. The record is from RefSeq and is a predicted model, not a curated record. Lineage: Eukaryota; Metazoa; Chordata; Actinopteri; Batrachoidiformes; Batrachoididae.
GGGAAUACAACAAGCGGGAGAGCGUUUGCUGCGAGGACCAGCUUCAUCCUGGGGCAGGGCUGUCAAGCUGUGGAAGCCAGGCUUUCUCACCUGAAAACGCCACAUGUUGCAAAGUCCAGGGUGGAAAAGCUAAUAUCACGCAGGGUAUCAGCCAAAAAGUGUCAUCUUGCUGUGAACUGAAGCCGUACAACAGACUUAAUGAAAUAUGCUGUCAGGGAAUGAUCAGCGUCAAACCCAUAGCAAAGGCCGAGUGCUGCGGAACAGAGUCUUUUGAUCCAGACAAGCAGUUGUGCUGUGGUCCAAACAAACGGAUCCUUGAAAGAAGAUCCAUCAAGCACCAGUGCUGUGCAAGUGACCAGUUUGAUCCUGAAACCAAGUGCUGCUGUCCGAUGAAUGGAACUCUUCAUGUCGUACCCUACCAGCCAAACUGCUGUGCAGAGGAGUCAGAUGAAGCUAAUAUCACGCAGGGUAUCAGACAAAAAGUGUCAUCUUACUGUGAACUGAAGCCGUACGACAGACUUAAUGAAAUAUGCUGUCAGGGAACGAUCAGCGUCAAACCCGUAGCAAAGGCUGAGUGCUGCGGAACAGAGUCUUUUGAUCCAGACAAGCAGUUGUGCUGUGGUCCAAACAAACGGAUCCUUGAAAGAAGAUCCAUCAAGCACCAGUGCUGUGCAAGUGACCAGUUUGAUCCUGAAACCAAGUGCUGCUGUCCGAUGAAUGGAACUCUUCAUGUCGUACCCUACCAGCCAAACUGCUGUGCAGAGGAGUCAGAUGAAGCUAAUAUCACGCAGGGUAUCAGCCAAGAAGUGUCAUCUUACUGUGAACUGAAGCCGUACGACAGACUUAAUGAAAUAUGCUGUCAGGGAACGAUCAGCGUCAAACCCGUAGCAAAGGCUGAGUGUUGCGGAACAGAGUCUUUUGAUCCAGACAAGCAGUUGUGCUGUGGUCCAAACAAACGGAUCCUUGAAAGAAGAUCCAUCAAGCACCAGUGCUGUGCAAGUGACCAGUUUGAUCCUGAAACCAAGUGCUGCUGUCCGAUGAAUGGAACUCUUCAUGUCCUACCCUACCAGCCAGACUGCUGUGCAGAGGAGUCAGAUGAAGACUGGAGCGUCGCUGCUGCUAAGGUCUAUGACCCACAUACUGAUAUCUGCUGUGAUGGUGUUCUAUCUGAGAGGAAGCCCUGGAUGGAUAAAGUAAUGUCCCCUUUAGGCUAA